UCAAACUGCAACUUCUUUCCCAAGCAAGAAGACUUCCAAAAUCGCCAUAAAUUGACCUGAGGCUACCACUAGAACUUGCACCUUAAACUCUUGAUCUCAUAACAACAAUCAAUGGCAGAAGUAAAGCUACAUGGAUUCUGGUCUAGUCCAUUCAGUUGCAGGACAAUAUGGGCUCUGAAAUUAAAAGGGGUGGAGUAUGAAUAUGUUGAAGAAGACCUUCAAAAUAAGAGUGAAGAGCUGCUGAAAUAUAACCCAGUCUACAAGAAGAUCCCUGUACUUGUUCACGGCGGCAAGCCGGUUGCUGAGUCCCUUGUUAUCUUUGAAUACAUUGAAGAGACAUGGCCGAAGAACCCGUUGCUGCCAAAAGAUGCAUAUGAGAGAGCUAUGGCUCGGUUCUGGAUGCAGUAUAGUGUUGAUAAGAGUCCAACAUUUCAUGCAUUCUUUCUAGCUACUACCAAAGAAGAGCAAGAACAGGCAGCAAAAGAAGUAUUUGAGGUGCUGAAAGUCUUGGAAGAGAAAGCCCUUGGGGAUAAGAAGUUUUUUGGUGGUGAUACAGUAAGUCUUGUAGACCUUACCUACGGAUUCUUCAGUCACUGGUUUCAGGCAAUGGAAGAAUUAGUAGGUCUGAAAGUGCUGGAACAGAGCAAGUUGCCAAAAUUAUAUGCCUGGGCUAAGAAUUUCAAGGAAGUUCCUGAGGUCAAAGACAAUCUACCAGAUUAUGACAAGAUGUUGGCCUACAUGACCAAUAUGAAGAAGAAAUUUGCCAAAAAUUGACUUUCACAAUUACUAGCAGUACUGCUCUCAAUAUAUGUUUAUCCAUGUCUGCUAUAGGGUAAAGGGCUUGAUCUUUUUUUUUUUUUUUCUUUCUCUUUUCUUUUUCCUUGUCAUGGAUGUAAUAAUGAUGAUUGAAAUCAAAUAACGGAUAUGGGUUUGCUGUCUUA
Messenger RNA from Ricinus communis (castor bean), 941 nucleotides. Its product is annotated as glutathione transferase GST 23. Gene Ontology annotation, biological process: glutathione metabolic process. The record is from RefSeq and is a predicted model, not a curated record. The coding region runs from base 112 to 774 and encodes 220 amino acids. Gene Ontology annotation, molecular function: glutathione transferase activity. Gene Ontology annotation, cellular component: cytoplasm. Lineage: Eukaryota; Viridiplantae; Streptophyta; Magnoliopsida; Malpighiales; Euphorbiaceae. The transcript has 2 exons.